Molecule: messenger RNA, 1530 nt
Organism: Haliotis rubra (blacklip abalone)
Lineage: Eukaryota; Metazoa; Mollusca; Gastropoda; Lepetellida; Haliotidae
Product: neuronal acetylcholine receptor subunit alpha-7-like
Exons: 9
Coding region: 1-1395 (464 amino acids)
Biological process (GO): nervous system process; monoatomic ion transmembrane transport; chemical synaptic transmission
Cellular component (GO): synapse; postsynaptic membrane; neuron projection
Molecular function (GO): transmembrane signaling receptor activity; acetylcholine-gated monoatomic cation-selective channel activity
Source: RefSeq, a predicted model, not a curated record
AUGGUGUCUUUGAAGAAUCGUGCACAAAGUGAAAACGUGGAGUUCAUUUCAGAUAUUGACGAAAAGAAUCAGAUACUUACCACCAAUUGCUGGCUGAACCAGAUGUGGUUGGAUUACGGUUUGAGGUGGGACCCUGACAAGUAUGGCGGCAUCAAGGUGAUCCGUCUCCCUCACGACUCCGUGUGGCGGCCAGACGUACUGCUUUACAACAACGCCGACGUCUCGUCAUUCUUCUCCUCAAUAAGCUCCAACGUGAUCGUCAACAACGAAGGCAACGUCACGUGGUUGUCAAUGGUGAUCUUCAAAAGUUCGUGUUCCAUCAACGUCCGAUAUUUUCCAUUCGACGAACAGAAUUGUUCCUUGUUGUUUUCUUCGUGGACCUACGACGGUUUACAACUUGACCUCGUCAUGAACUCUCCACAUGGCGACACGUCAAACUAUAUCCACAACAGCGAAUGGCUACUGGUCAAACUACUGGUCAAACGCAACGUGCAGUACUAUUCCUGUUGUGACGAACCGUACCCGGAUAUAACGUACUAUAUUCACAUCAGGCGACGUCCGUUGUUCUAUAUAUUCAACAUGAUAUUACCGUGUAUAUUGAUAACGUUGGUGGCGUUGUUAGGGUUCUAUAUACCCUCAGACUCAGGAGAGAAGGUGACGAUGGGGAUUACGACGUUGCUGUCGAUGACGGUGUUCAUGAUGUUGGUGACGGAGAAUAUGCCCCCGACGUCGGAUGUGCUACCUCUCAUAGGUAUCUACUACGGUAUGACGAUAUUUAUCGUUUCCUUCGCAACGGGCAUGACAGUGUUCACCCUGAACAUUCACCACAAGGGCACCAGGGGACGAGAAGUACCCAGCGUCAUCAGGAAGAUCGCCUUCAGCUGUCUGGCGAAGAUGUUCUGCAUCAAAGUACAGAAUUCAAAAGCCCCUGCAUCAACGGCAGUGUUCACACCAGAUUGCAAUGGAACGACCGGAAGUAGUUCCUACAUCCGGUUUAAAAUGGCGCCUCAAAGCGACCCGGAGAGUGCCCCAUCAAAGCCAGUUGUAGAUUUCAAAUCGGCUGCCCCCGAGCUGGAGGACCCCUUGUCUACAAACGGCGGACUCGGUACACAUCUUUCCCAUCGCUUCCGGUCUGGACAAGCCGGAAGUAGUGCAGUGGUGGAGAACUUUGAGCAACAAUUCAUGCGGGUUCUACAAAAAGUAUAUCAGACAAUUGAACAAAACGAAAUACGAUUAGCGGACCAGGACAGACGGGAAGCUAUCAAAAUAGAAUGGCAGCAGGUUGCACAGAUAGUGGAUAGAAUGCUGUUGUCAGGAUUUGUGGCCCUCACGAUGGUUAUAACAGGCGUUGUACUGCUCGGAGCACCGGCAUCUGUCAGCAGCCUGACGUCAUAAUGUGUGAUACGGAAUUACGGGAAGAAGUUGGGACGAAGAACCAAAAUGUUGGUCACUACCAGAUGCCGCCAUGUUGGUGUUUUCAAGGAACAGGAAGGAUUAUCACUACAAUACAUUUGACAUAAAGUGCCAAGA